GAUUUAGCAGUGGGUGUCCAGUAGGAGGCAGUAAUGCAACUAAAAAAGAAUGCCACUACCGUUUAUAAACCCAAAGAAGAAGAAGAAAAGGAAGUAGCUACCAGGCAGCUAUGCUAACCUGUUAUUGACAUCUGUUUUCAGACUGUCAAUCAUAACAAUAAUGUCUUUUAAAAGAGAAGGUGAUGACAAGAGUCAGCUAAACAUACUUCAGAAACGUCGCGUAGCAGAUCUUCUGUCUAAUUUCAUACCAGAAGAUGAAGCGGCUCUGAUGAAAAACGGAAGAUACACGUGCGUUGUGUGCUCUUACCGUCCGGUGUUUGAUACGGUCGAUACGCUGACGGUCCACAGGAACGGGAAAAGGCAUCUGGAAGGAUUAAAAGCAUUCUAUGGCAAGAAAGCACGGCUGAAGAAUGAAAGGACAAAACGGCUCCACGAAAACUACGUCCAGGCUGAAGACACGCGGCAGGAACCGUCCUGUUCAGCUCCUUUACUGGCACAAACACGGAGGCUGACGCAUCACGCUUUAUUGAAGACCGUACCAUAUAACAGCUGCCAUACAAAAACCAGCACGAAAUCUGAAAAGGAACCGCUGAGCACUGGCUCAGAAAUCAGCUGCAACUCUUCCAGCAAAACGGGAUCGGAACAAGAAAACGCAUGUCGGAAAUCUGAAGUUUCAAACAGUUUGUCACAAAAACCUUCAGCAGGCGAUGAAGGCUCGCAUCCAUCAGAAGACAUAACAGAAGCUGCGGGUGCAGGGGCACAGGAGGCGGAGCCUAUAACGGCCCAGAGGAGGAGAGAGCUGGAGCACUAUCUCAAACUGAAAAGUGACGGCUGGCUGAAGGACCGGAGUGGCCAGUGGGUGAGAGACGAGAACGUGGAGUUUGAUUCAGACGAGGAGGAGCCUGCUUCCUGCAAGUCACCGAGGAAGGACUAAGAACUGUGGGAAAACACAGCUUAUAGCACAGUGGUGCAUUCAGAGGCCACGGUGCUGUUUGAAGCAGCCACAGCGCCGUGUUCUAUUCAUCAACCUUUGUUCUCCGGUGCUGAUUCUUCAGCGCCGUGUGAUGUUGGGACUCACUUUGUUUUAAUAGAAGCCGGCUGGUCACCAGUGAUCAUCGGCUGCUGCUCUUGAUGCUUUUAUUGUGCAAGGAAACUCACAAUUUUAGGAAAAGUUAUUUUCACACAGCUUAUUUUGUACAUUAUUACAUAAGAG
Messenger RNA from Anarrhichthys ocellatus (wolf-eel), 1213 nucleotides. It is a transcript of the gene scnm1, whose product is annotated as sodium channel modifier 1. The record is from RefSeq and is a predicted model, not a curated record. Gene Ontology annotation, cellular component: nucleus. Gene Ontology annotation, biological process: RNA splicing. NCBI's taxonomy places the organism in Eukaryota, Metazoa, Chordata, Actinopteri, Perciformes, Anarhichadidae. The transcript has 8 exons. Bases 161 to 934 code for a protein of 257 amino acids.